CAAAACUUAAACCUUAACCAACAAAAUGCAUUUCUCUCCUUCUUCUUCCUCUUUUGAUUUGACUACCCUAACAAAAUUGGUAGCUCUCCUUCUUCUUAUUCAUGUAUCAUCGUCUCACGCUCAACUUAGCCCUUCCUUUUACGACAAAACAUGUCCGCAAGUCUUUGACAUUGCAACCAAAACUAUUGUCAAUGCGUUGAGAUCUGACCCUCGCAUCUCAGCGAGCAUCCUUCGUCUUCACUUCCAUGACUGCUUUGUCAAUGGAUGUGAUGCAUCGAUAUUGCUAGACAACACAACAUCGUUUAGGACGGAGAAAGAUGCGUUUGGAAACGCAAAGUCAGCUCGUGGCUUCGAUGUGAUUGAUAAGAUGAAGGCUGCCGUGGAGAAAGCAUGUCCUAAAACCGUUUCAUGUGCUGAUUUGCUCGCCAUCGCAGCUCAAGAAUCUGUCGUGUUGGCAGGAGGUCCUUCAUGGAAGGUUGCAAGUGGAAGAAGAGAUAGCUUAAAAGGGUUCAUGGAUCUUGCUAAUGCAAACCUUCCUGCUCCAUUCUUUACCUUUAGAGAACUUAAAGCUAGCUUCAAAAAAGUUGGACUCGAUCAUCCUUCUGAUCUCGUUGCUCUCUCCGGUGGUCACACUUUUGGCAAAAACCAAUGCCAAUUCAUAAUGGACCGGCUCUACAACUUCAGCGGCUCCGGUUCACCCGAUCCAACCCUUGAUAAAUCUUACCUAAGCACACUCCGAAAACAAUGUCCUCGCAAUGGAAACCAAAGUGUCUUGGUGGAUUUCGAUUCACGUACGCCUACACUCUUUGACAACAAAUACUAUGUGAAUCUCAAAGAGAACAAAGGUCUUAUCCAAAGUGACCAAGAGUUGUUCUCUAGCUCAGAUGCUUCAGACACUAUCCCUUUAGUCCGUGUAUAUGCUGAUAGUCAAGAUAAAUUUUUCAAAGCGUUCGUGGAGGCAAUGAAAAGGAUGGGAGACCUUUCACCUUUAACAGGGAAACAAGGAGAGAUUAGAUUGAACUGUAGGGUGGUGAAUCCAAAAUCCAAGAUCAUGGAUAUGGCAAAUGCUGAUGACUCUGUCAAUUCUAUGUGAGGAACUAUGUCUUUCUUGUAAUAAUAAAUUAUAAGUGUUCCCAAGAAAUGUUCUGAGAUACAUUUAUAAACAAUUGUGCAAUUUUCGCUUAAGUGGAAUCUCGCAUUGACUUUUCCAAAGUUUUUGA
Thlaspi arvense is the source of this 1220-nucleotide messenger RNA. NCBI's taxonomy places the organism in Eukaryota, Viridiplantae, Streptophyta, Magnoliopsida, Brassicales, Brassicaceae. The record is from the annotation of a GenBank genome assembly.